This is a messenger RNA of Medioppia subpectinata, 825 nucleotides long. The record is from the annotation of a GenBank genome assembly. NCBI's taxonomy places the organism in Eukaryota, Metazoa, Arthropoda, Arachnida, Sarcoptiformes, Oppiidae.
AUAGGAAGUGAUUCUUAGAAUACCUUUUUUAAUACAGUACAUAUCCAUAACAUUAUGUCUUAUUUGACACCUCUUUCAACAAUUGAGUUAAAUCUGAGACAAACGACAGACAAACAACUAUCGGAAGAAAAACUUUCAAUGUCUCCGUUGACCAAAAAGUUGCCGAAAUGGCUUAUAGAGUUUGAGAGCUUCUCUAUCAGUGAUCCCAAAAUGAAGAUCGAAACCAAUACUCGACCGCUAACUGAGAGUAGUGUCGGUCAAAGACCGCAAUGGUUUCAAGAAUUGGCUCAACAAAGGAGAUCCAGUGAAGUGUUCACUGCUAUCGAAACCAACGGUGACUUAUUCUCUGUAACCAAUGAAAAGUCAGAUUUGUCUCCAUUUAAUGAAACCAUCAAAAGAAGAAGGAAUUCACACAUUGAAGACAACAAACAUCUCAUCGACGAUCAUAUUAUUGCCAAAAGUUAUGUUUCGAUUCCAAAAGAGAUGCAAAACUAUUCCGAACCACAAAUUAUAAGAAAGGGUUUUGAAAAUACAUUCAAAUCAUGUGAUAAUUUACUCUUUGAAAUGGAAGAUAAUUUCAUGGAUUUUAUUAUUCCUGAACUUCCAUUCGGACAGCAAUUAGUCUUCGAGAUCAUCAAUAAUUGGGGCGACGAAGACUUCGUUGGACUCAAUGGUAUCGAAAUAAUAGACUUAAACGGAUCUAAUUUUAAGAUCAAUAAGACAAUACUCUUCACAACGAGUGAAGAUGUCUUAGAGUCAGUGGCGGUGAGAGACCACUCAUUCCAAGAAUUGGUUAAUGAAAUCAUUCCUCUGACACAACAUUAA